This is a messenger RNA of Triplophysa rosa, 3412 nucleotides long. RefSeq names its product solute carrier family 26 member 6-like. Gene Ontology annotation, cellular component: membrane. The transcript is spliced from 19 exons. Lineage: Eukaryota; Metazoa; Chordata; Actinopteri; Cypriniformes; Nemacheilidae. Gene Ontology annotation, biological process: transmembrane transport. Gene Ontology annotation, molecular function: oxalate transmembrane transporter activity; chloride transmembrane transporter activity; secondary active sulfate transmembrane transporter activity. The record is from RefSeq and is a predicted model, not a curated record. The coding region runs from base 1 to 2259 and encodes 752 amino acids.
AUGGAUGAAGAGAUACAAGAAACAGAGCUCAGGAAAAGAGUGAAGUAUCAUGUACAGAGAGAUGUUCUGGAUGAACUCAGUGUCGACAAAGUAGCUGAGAAGUCGGAUUUCAAAAUUCCACUGAAGGACAAAUUCAAAGAUGCUGUCAGGUGUACAGGCCCAAAGUUUAAGAGCUGUUUCUUCUCUGUCAUUCCUCUCCUGUCAUGGCUGCCGCAAUACCCACUCAGAGAAAACAUUGUAGGAGAUCUGAUAUCAGGAAUCAGUGUGGGAAUCAUGCACCUGCCACAAGGUAUGGCAUAUGCUUUACUGGCUGCAGUUCCUCCAGUGUUUGGUCUUUAUUCUUCUUUCUACCCCAUUCUCAUCUACUUCAUAUUUGGGACAUCCAAACAUAUCUCUGUGGGUACGUAUGCAGUAAUGAGUGUAAUGAUUGGAAGCGUGACAGAGCGUAUGGCUCCAGACUCAGACUUUAUGUUGCCGGGUAACGACACCAACAGCACCAUCAUAGACACUUUCAGUCGUGAUGCGGAGAGGGUGAAGAUCGCGGCCACUGUAACUUUCUUAUCGGGCAUUUUUCAGUUGCUCCUGGGUCUGGUUCGGUUUGGUUUCGUGGUGACGUACCUGUCAGAGCCACUGGUGAGAGCUUACACAACAGCUGCCGCCAUCCAUGUUAUCGUCUCCCAGCUUAAAUACACUUUUGGAAUCAAUUCAAAUCGGUACAGUGGACCACUGUCUCUUAUAUAUACGAUAUUAGAGAUUUGUUCAUUGCUUGGAGAAACUAACAUCGGUACCCUGGUAGUUAGUAUUGUAACCAUCGUUGGUUUGGUCAUUGCCAAGGAACUUAGCGCCUUGGCAGCAAAGAAAAUUCCUAUUCCUAUUCCUGUUGAGCUCAUCGCUAUUAUUAUAGCUACUGUGGCGUCGUGGCAGAUCGAUCUAAAAACCAAAUACAAAGUGGAAGUAGUUGGAGAAAUUCCAUCAGGGCUGCAGGCCCCUGUGCUGCCUGCUUUUUCCCUGCUGGGUUCAAUGAUUGGUGAUGCUUUUGCUCUGGCUGUUGUUGGAUAUGGCAUUGCUAUUUCUCUCGGUCGAAUUUUCGCUCUAAAAUAUGCCUACAAAGUCGACAGUAACCAGGAGCUUAUAGCGCUGGGUCUGUCCAACUCUGUCGGUGGGACGUUUCAGUGUUUUGCCAUCAGCUGCUCGAUGUCUCGUAGCAUGGUGCAAGUCAGCACAGGUGGGAAGUCACAGGUUGCUGGAGCUGUCUCUGCUGUGGUAAUUCUGGUGAUCUUGUUGAAGAUUGGAGAACUCUUUGAGGAGCUUCCAAAGGCAGUGCUGGCUGCUAUCAUUUAUGUAAAUCUGCAUGGCAUGAUGAAGCAGUUUGGCGACAUCUGCUCCCUCUGGAAGACCAAUAAAGUAGAUAUGGUGGUGUGGGUAAUGACUCUGAUCUUGACAUUGUUACUUAACCCUGAUCUGGGACUGGCUGCAUCUAUCGCCUUUUCCAUCCUCACUGUUGUCUUCAGAACGCAGCUACCAAAAUACUCUCUCCUCGGCCAGGUUCCUGGCACUGACAUCUACAAACCAGUUGAGGACUACAACCAGGUGAAGCAGAUUCCUGGCCUAGUGAUUUUCCGCUCAUCUGCAACAUUGUACUUCGCCAACGCUGAAAUGUACACAGAUGCCCUCUACGAGAAGACCGGGGUCGACGUGGCUAAACUUCUCUCACACAAGAAGAAAUUAGAAGCAAAGAGACUCCGUAAGGAAAAGAAAGCAGCGAAGAAAGCCAAGAAGGAAGCCAAGAAGAGAGCCAAAGAAGCUGCCAGUCACGCUUAUAAACAUCAGGUAAUGACACACUGUUCAGAGUUGUCAGAAAUAAGUGAGGAUGAGCUUGAUUUUUCAGAUGUAGAGGCAAAUGGAAAUGUGCAUGAGCUGUCAGUCAAAAAGCAAAUAAAUGUCUUCACUGUGGAGGCGGGGUCUGGCCCAGACACUGACUCCGCCCUCCCAGAGGCCAUCAUUCUGGAUCUGAGCCCCGUGAACUUCCUGGAUACAGUGGGCGUAAAGACUCUACGCAAUAUCUAUAAAGAUUAUGGAGAGGCUGGUGUGGAGGUGUACCUAUGCGGCUGUCAGAGAGGUGUUAUAGAGAGUAUGGAGAAAGGUGAUUUCUUCAAUGAAAAAGUAACAAAAUCGAUUCUCUUCUCAUCGGUACAUGAUGCUGUUCUUUAUUGCCAGGAAGGAAAUAAUAAGGAGGCCAUGCCGGGAACACAUUUCUAAAUCCAAACAUAGCAGGACAUGAUACUGUACACAACACCCUGAAGUAUGACAGACUAAGGAGAGACACUUCACCAUACACUGGAAAUUAAGUAAAAUGCUGGGUUGUUAUUUAUUGUGCAAAUAGUAAACAUUUAAAGUAUUUCUCAUUGUGAAAAAGAUCAAAAAUUUUGUUUUUGUUCAAUUAUGUUUUUCAGUAAAUAUAUGAAAAUACAUCUGCAACAGAGGUGCAAAAUAACAUGUAAAUCAACUGUUAUAAAUAUAGUUACAGUUUCAGAGAUGGAAAUGUAAACCUUUUAUCUGAUGUUGUGUGUAUUAUAAAAUGGAUAAUUAAGCACGAAUGUAAAACCAGUUUCUUACAAUACAUUUAGACUACUAGAACGUUUUUGUUUUUUUACAGGAAAGCAUGACUACAGCAUGAUAAAAAGUUACAUUAUAUAUAUGCGAGUAACUGUUUAAUGCAAAAAUGUCCCUAAAAUGUUUAUGCUUAGUCUGAUCAGCUGAUAAGCAUCCUAAUGAUAGAUAGUAAAAUUCAGUUAUGUUUUAGCAAUCAGAUUUUUAUUUUACUUUUUAUUCCUUUAUUUAUAAUAUUUUUGGUAUUGAAAACAAAUCUAUUUUUUCUCAUUUAAUAGCAUGGUGUUCUUGUGUAUUUUAUGUAUGUGACCUGUCAUGGCGGAACAAAUUUUGUUUUUUAUGUAAAUGCUGGUCUUGUUCUCUGGCCUUUCCUUUUCAUGUUAGCAGAGAAUAGAAACUGGUCUGACAACGUUGAAUAUUAUAAAACCUGCUAAACUAGCCUGUUGUUCCUUAUGACAUAAUCACAUGCACCUGCAAAGUAUCGACUGUCUGUUUAGCUUAAAAGAAAGAGAGAAUGUGUGUAAUAUAGAUCAGAAUAAAAGACUUUAAAACUGUUUUUGAUUCACACAAGAAAGAUUUCAGAAAGAGUGCUUAACACACACUCUAAGUUCUUAUAUCAGUAAGAAAUCUAUCAGUAACUAUAUGUGUCAAAUCGAGUCUCGCACCCAAGUUUAAACAUUGGCACUUGAUAUGCAAAGGUGUGUUUAUCUAUUUUAGCAGUAUAACGAAUAUAAGAGAGAAAGUGUGUGUGUGUGUGUGUGUGUGUGUGCGCGCGUGUGUGUGUGUGUGUGCGCGUUUUCGG